GUAUAAGUGACCAUCAUCUGAAAUGAAAAGCCCUAAUUAUUGUCUCUGCAGGCAGAUCUGAUUGAUAAUGGAUGCUUUAGAUUCAGUUUUCGAGCCAUUGAGAGAGUUCUCAAAGGACAGCUACCGUCUAGUCAAGAGAUGCCACAAGCCUGAUCGUAAAGAAUUCUCGAAGGUAGCGGUUCGUACGGCCAUCGGUUUCGUGGUGAUGGGAUUUGUAGGGUUUUUUGUUAAGCUAAUCUUCAUCCCUAUCAACAAUAUCAUUGUGGGAUCUGUGUAGAGGUCAUGCAAGUGUUAAGGAAUGCAUGGGCAUGGAGGAUGUGCAAAAUCGUUUAAAAAGUGAAGCAUGAUGUAUUGUAGGGAGCUUUUUUGGUUUUCUGUUCUAAUAGAAUGAGAUUUGUUAUUUGAUACUUUAAUGUUGAGAACUCAUCUUAGUUUUUACAUCUUGUGAUCGUUCUUUUCACAUGCGCUUGAAUGUGCCUCAUUGAAUGAUUGUAUGUACCACAUGCUUGAUGUCA
Helianthus annuus (common sunflower) is the source of this 515-nucleotide messenger RNA. RefSeq names its product protein transport protein Sec61 subunit gamma. Gene Ontology annotation, cellular component: membrane; Ssh1 translocon complex. Gene Ontology annotation, biological process: post-translational protein targeting to membrane, translocation; protein targeting. NCBI's taxonomy places the organism in Eukaryota, Viridiplantae, Streptophyta, Magnoliopsida, Asterales, Asteraceae. The transcript has 3 exons. The record is from RefSeq and is a predicted model, not a curated record. Bases 68 to 277 code for a protein of 69 amino acids. Gene Ontology annotation, molecular function: transmembrane protein transporter activity.